AUGGCAUAUCCAGCUAUUUUCUUUUCUUUGGAUGUUGUAGAGGAUCUGCCAUCAAUGUACCAGCUACCCGUAAAGCGGGGAGAGGAGCAGGGAGAGGAGCCGUGUCCUGUUAUGAAGUUUCCUGCUUUAAGGUUGCUUGAGACCAGAGAAUAUGUUGGAUUUUAUUUCCUGAAGAUUAUCUGUGAACAUUUUAAGUCUUCAGAAAAUAUUGGAAAAGCUCUACUACUUCACAUUGACAUGCUUUUACAAAGAAAAGAAGAACUCCUUGCCAAAGAGAAGAUUGAAGAAAUCAUUUUAGGUCAUCAAACAGAAAGACAACUGACAAAAGAAUUAGUAAGCUGGUUACAUGACAUUCUGUGGAAAAAAGCUGCCAGAAGUUUUGAGGUACAAAAUUAUGCUGAUGCCCUACAUUGGUACUAUUUUUCUCUGAGGUUUUAUUCAUCUGAUCAAACCCAUCUGGACUUGGCCAAGCUACAGAGGAACAUGGCUUCCUGUUACCUGCAUUUGAAACAACUUGAUAAGGCCAAAGAGGCAGUGACAAAAGCUGAAAGACAGGAUCCUACAAACGUUUUCACUCAUUUUUAUAUAUUCAAGAUUGCAAUCAUAGAGGGCAACUCUGACAGAGCUUUGCAGGCAAUCACUACAUUAGAUAAUUUAUUAACAGAUGAAGAGUCAGAAGAUAAUGAUCUACUUACAAAUAGAAGGUCACCUACUAUGCUUCUAAGUUUAGCUGCCCGAUUUGCUCUAGAGAAUGGACAACAAAUUGUGGCAGGGAAAGCUUUGGAAUAUUUAGCUCAACAUUCAGAAGACCCACAACAAGUCCUUACAGCUUUAAAGUGUUUAUUUUGUCUUGUUCUUCCAAAAGUUUCUCAAAUGCUGGAAUCUGAAAAUAAAAAGAAUGAAAUGGAUAGACUUUUGACUUGCUUGAAUACAGCACUCCUGAAACUUGCUCUUUUUGAUGGAAGACCCUCGACUUUGGAUUUGCGGGCUAAUGAAGCUCAUUGGUUUCGAAAAACAGCUUGGAACUUGGCUGUGCAAUGUGACAAAGACCCAGUGACAAUGAGAGAGUUUUUCAUACUUUCUUAUAAAAUGUCCCAGUUUUGUCCUCCUGAUCAAGUAAUUCUGAUUGCACAGAAAACAUGUUUACUUAUGGCAGCUGCAGUUGAUCUAGAGCAAGGGAGAAAAGCUUCAACAACUUUUGAACAGGUAAUGUUACUGAAUCGUGCACUUGAGCAGAUCCAUAAGUGCAAGGACAUCUGGAAUCUCCUGAAACCAACAGGAGACUUCUCAAAUGAUCCAUGUGAGACAUUGCUUCUGCUGUACGAGUUUGAAGUUAAAUCCAAAAUGAAUGAUCCAUCACUGGACAGCUUUCUCGAAUCAGUGUGGGAGCUGCCUUAUUUAGAAAGUAAAACACUUGAAACAAUUGCAUCAUUAGCAAUGGAAAUGCCUGCACACUAUCCUUCCAUUGCUCUCAAGGCCUUGAAAAGGGCUUUAUUACUCCACAAAAAGAAAGAAUCAAUUGAUGUUUUGAAAUACAGCAAAUGCAUGCACAACUUGGUUAAACUCUCAGUGCCAAACAGGGUGUUGAGUGCAGAGCUCUGUCCCCUGGAAGAAGUUUGGGGCUAUUUUGAAGAUGUCCUGGGCCUUAUUAGCCGCACUGAAGGCUACCCAGAAAUGGAGAUUCUCUGGCUGAUGAUCAAGUCCUGGAAUACUGGAAUACUUAUGUAUAGCAGGAGCAAAUAUGUAUCGGCUGAAAAAUGGUGUGGCCUGGCAUUGCGUUUCCUUGACCACCUUAGCUCCCUCAAGAGAAUCUAUGAAACUCGGAUGAAUGUUCUGCAUAGUGAACUCAUGGAAGCAGCAGAUAAAAACAAGGGCUCACGUUUUAAUGAAGAGUGA
Messenger RNA from Carlito syrichta (Philippine tarsier), 1896 nucleotides. It is a transcript of the gene TEX11, whose product is annotated as testis expressed 11. Gene Ontology annotation, biological process: meiotic cell cycle; male meiosis chromosome segregation; synaptonemal complex assembly. The transcript has 19 exons. The record is from RefSeq and is a predicted model, not a curated record. Gene Ontology annotation, cellular component: central element. NCBI's taxonomy places the organism in Eukaryota, Metazoa, Chordata, Mammalia, Primates, Tarsiidae. The coding region runs from base 1 to 1896 and encodes 631 amino acids. Gene Ontology annotation, molecular function: protein binding.